UCUCCCUCCCACUCCUUUCAUUUAACUCCCACACUUCAGAUGGAAAACAAGUCCCACUGUAACCUGACUCGCUCCAGAGAUUGAAGACAGCCGGCGCUCACCAGAAGAAGACUGCACAGAAGACUACCGUUCUUUAACGCAUCAAGAUUCCGAAGAUGAAAGUGUAUAAAGAGAUCAUCAGAUAUGAAUCGGCUCCCUUGUCCGCAAGACACCAUGAUAGGGGGACCACUGAACCAAUCAGCUUCUUCUUCUCCAACCUGGAGGAACUGCUCUCAUGGAGGCCAACCAACCAGGACAAGUACAAUGUCGCUGUAUCUCCUCUUGCCAAAAGACAUCCACCUAUUGAGCAUCAGAGGCCCCGGACUCUGAUCUGCCAUGACAUGAAGGGGGGAUAUCUGGAAGACAGGUUCAUCCAGGGAUCUGACACUAAGGACCCUUAUGUGUUCUACCACUGGCAGUACAUUGAUACGUUUGUAUACUUCAGUCACCGAAUGUUCACCCUUCCUCCUGUGUGCUGGACGAACGCUGCCCACAAGCAUGGAGUCCCCAUUCUAGGAACCUUCAUCACAGAGUGGGACGAUGGGGCUACGGUCUGCGAGUCUAUCCUGACUGGUGAAGAAUCUACAUAUAAAGCUGUGGCAGAUCAGAUGGUCCUGUUGGCUCAAUUCUAUCGAUUCGAUGGCUGGCUGGUCAACAUUGAGAACGUACUUAGUCCGGUGGCAGUGUCCCGGAUGCCGCUCUUCCUUUCCUACUUAACGGAAAAGUUGCACUCCCAAGUCCCGGGCAGCCUGGUCCUUUGGUACGACAGUGUGAUCCAUACCGGAGAACUGCGUUGGCAGAAUGAACUUAAUGAUGAGAACAGACAGUUUUUCGAUGCUUGUGAUGGAAUUUUCACAAACUACAACUGGAACGAGGAGCAUUUGCAACGUAUGGCGGUAAACCCCCGCAGGUCGGAUAUCUAUGUUGGAGUGGACGUCUUUGGUCGAGGAGACGUUGUUGGAGGGCAGUUUGAAACCUUCAAGUCCUUGCAGUUGAUCCGUCAGUAUGGCUUCUCGGCUGCGCUCUUUGCUCCUGGCUGGGUCUACGAAUGUUUCAACAAAGAACAGUUCCUGGAGAACCAGCACAGGUUUUGGUCUCUCUUGGAGAAUCACCUGUACAUCCACAGUCUCUGCACCCUUCCAAUAUGUUCCUCAUUCUGUCUUGGUUAUGGAAAGAAGAGGUUUUUCUUCGGAGAGGCGGAAGACACCGGGGCCUGGUUUAAUUUGAGUGCUCAGGAGUUGCAGCCCAUCUUCUCUUCGGUAGAACUGGAUGAAGGCAUCAGUUAUGUGAAGACUCGGGUUUGCCCACAGGAAGCCUGGAAUGGAGGCAACUCUCUCCUGGUGGAAGGAAAGCUAUCGGCAGACACCAAUGGCGUCUCUUUGAAGUUGUUUUCUCUACAUGUUCCUGUUCCAGAGAAGCUCUUGCUCUCCAUGGUCUACAGGCUGGAGGAGUCACCCAAUGUUGCGGUAUCGCUGGAGCUCUCCACCCAAGACGCCCCAGUGUGCAGUGUGGAGAGUAUUUCUGAACUGACCGUGCAGCAUCGAACGCACACUCCGACCUCCCUCCAAGGUCCGCCUACGUUUCUUACAGACACUCAACAUGGCAAAGAAUCUGGAUGGGUAAAAAGAUAUUAUGAGGUGCAGCUCAGCGGAUGUGUCCUGACCAGUUUAUCGGUACAUUUUGCCAACCUGACGCCUAGUGAAGAGGAGCAAAACUUUGUGUGUCGCCUCGGAGAAAUAAGGGCUCUCGAUGUUUCUCUACCUCCGCCUCGUCCCGUGCCGCCUACUGACCUCUCUCUGUCCCACAUCCUGUGGCGGAGGGAUGAGCAGACCAAUCAACUCUUUGUCAGCCUCACCCUCUACUGGAGCCACAGCAUGGACAACAUUCGCCACUUCCGAAUAUACUGUCGGGGCGUCACCUGCCAACGAGCACCAGAGUCUCAGGCUCACCUUCUCGGACUGGCGCACGCUUGCAUCUACCGCGUGGUUGACCUGGAGGUGCCUGACCCGUGCUCUCCUGCCCCGGGCAGGUUGGAGUUCACGGUACAACCAGUUAAUAAGGACGUUGUUGAAAUCUUGUCUCCAGAAUGGGGGCUGUUGGUUUUAGAAUUUGUGGAGCAGACGCAAACCGAGGUCUGACUGUGUGGAUGGUUGGGUGGUACCUUACAAGGCAAGCUGGUGCUGUUUAUUAUAUAUGGUUCAUUGUACUUGUUUUCCUGCAGC
This is a messenger RNA of Nanorana parkeri, 2261 nucleotides long. It is a transcript of the gene ENGASE, whose product is annotated as endo-beta-N-acetylglucosaminidase. The record is from RefSeq and is a predicted model, not a curated record. The transcript is spliced from 14 exons. The coding region runs from base 156 to 2177 and encodes 673 amino acids. Gene Ontology annotation, molecular function: mannosyl-glycoprotein endo-beta-N-acetylglucosaminidase activity. Gene Ontology annotation, biological process: protein deglycosylation. NCBI's taxonomy places the organism in Eukaryota, Metazoa, Chordata, Amphibia, Anura, Dicroglossidae. Gene Ontology annotation, cellular component: cytoplasm.